GUCAUCGUUAAUGAUUCAAGCCGAGCAAACGGCGUGGCUUCUCUGAAAUAAAACUGAUUCUGGUGGCACAGGCCCUGUGCUUGAGUCAACGCUAGGAAUUCACUUCUCGUGGCCCACCCUCUGUGGAAGCAUUUUAUCCCAGGAAUGAAAUGUCUGACUUCUCUGAAUUUGGUGGGUACGGCAGUGAAGAAAAGAUCAUCUUUCCAAACAGAGCUAACCACAUGUAAAAAAAACAAGGAGUAUGUGCCAAACUGUCUUGUGAUCAAGUAUUUAUAGAAAAGCUAUUAAUGGAACAGUCACUACAGGGGAGUGGAUUUCCUAAAUAUAAAUUAAUAUUCUGAGGCUUACAUGUUCUAACCCUUAACAUUGAAAACACCGAAGCUGUUCUAAAGGAUCUAACAAAAGAGAAGCUGUGCUCAUUCCACAUGGACAGUGACCUCAGUGAUGAAGACACAGACACUGACUUGGAUACCCAGCUCAUCAUUCAGCGGAGCCUGCAGGACAUUUACAAGCCGGGGACCACAGGGCAUGAUCCUGAGCAUGGGAGCUUCCAUUCCUCUUUCAGCGCUGACUCUGCGAAGAUAGUUGAAACAAUAGAGACAGGCGCGGAAGAUGCUCUGAUGCACUUGACCAUGCACCAGUCAGCUUUUGAGGAAGCCGAUGGGGCGGGCUGGCUUCCUCUGCACAAGGCUGCAGUGCAACUAAACAAGAACAUUCUGGCGAUCACCCUGAGAGCUUCAAGGCCAAGUACGUGGGAGAAAGCCACCCACAAUGGUGAAACGCCACUCUUCCUGGCAGUCAGCAGUGGCCUCCUGGAAAACGCCAGCUUCCUUCUUCUCAAUGGCUGCGAUCCAAACACCAAGAACGCUGAAGGCAAUUCUCCUCUUCUUAUAGCUGUUCAGCACGACUCCUGCGACAUGGCUGCCUUGCUGAUCAGCCACGGAGCCGAUGUCAAUCUGCAGUGUGCCAAUGAGAGGACAGCGCUCCAUGAAGCUGCCAAACUGGGCAGGCCCGACCUGGUGGCGCUUCUGCUGGUCUCCGGGGCACAGCCUGACCCACGCAGCGCCUAUGGUUUCACGCCGCUGGCUCUCGCUGCCCAAAGUGGACACGCUGGAAUCAUGGAACAGUUACUGCAGAAAGGAGCUAAUGCUCACGGCCAAGCCUCUGAUUCUUCUUCCAUCUUACUUGAAGCUGCAAAUGGAGGAAACCCAGACUCAGUGACUCUCUUACUAAAGUAUGGAGCUGACGCCAAUAUCCCUAAGAACUCAGGCCACCUGCCCAUUCAUGUGGCAGCCGACAGAGGCCACUUAUUAGUUCUAAAGAUUCUGGUCCCUGUGACGGACGUGGCUGCCAUUAAGCACAGCGGGAUCAGUCCGGUUCACUGUGCAGCAGCAGGCGCCCACCCCGAGUGCCUGGGCCUUCUCAUCCAGGCCGGGUUUGAUGUGAAUUUCAUGCUGGAUCAGCAAAUUCGCAAACACUACGACGACCAAAGGAAGUCAGCUUUAUAUUUUGCAGUCUCCAACGGUGACCUCUCUUGUGUUAAGCUGCUCCUGGGUGCUGGCGCACUGCCCAAUCAAGACCCGGUUAACUGCCUCCAGAUAGCCCUGCGGAUGGGCAACUAUGAGAUGGUAAGUCUGCUGCUGCGACACGGGGCCAACGUCAACUACGUCUGCAGGGUCAACCCUUUACAUUUCCCGUCGGCACUGCAGUACACCCUGAAAGAUGAAGUCAUGCUCCGGAUGCUGCUCAAUUACGGGUAUGACACAGAGCGAUGCUUUGACUGUCCUCACGGGGACAACGUUCAACCGAGGCAUGUUUUUGAAGGCUGGACAUCUACAGUUAUCAAAGAUACCAUGUUCUGCGAGGUGAUCACUCUGUCCUGGCUGCAGCAUCUCUCUGCAAAGGUGGUUCGAGUGAUGCUGGAUUAUGUUGACCACGUUCGGAUCUGUUCCAAGUUGAAGGCUGUGCUCCAGCAUCAGGGGCUCUGGUCAGAAAUCAACCUGAUCUUAACAAAUCCUCGCUCCCUAAAACACCUGUGCCGCCUAAAGAUCCGGAAGUGCAUGGGGCGUUUACACCUGCGCUGCCCUGUCUUCAUGUCAUUUCUACCCUUACCCAACCGUCUGAAAGCGUACAUCCUCUACAAAGAACACGACCUCUGGGAGCAAGGGAUUUUUACUGAAACUUGGUAAUCCAAGUCGUCUGAAGGAAAAGGUACUAAUUAAACUACGGUACAUGCAACUCAUUUUGUUUUCCCCAGCAACUAAAAUCUAAAUACACUCUACAGAUUUCUUUUCAAAGGGUAGCAUUCUGAAAGACCAUUUAAAUAUAAAGAGGCCAGUUAAAAUUCCAUUAACUGAAAAAA
This is a messenger RNA of Echinops telfairi (small Madagascar hedgehog), 2362 nucleotides long. RefSeq names its product ankyrin repeat and SOCS box containing 14 (gene ASB14). The coding region runs from base 426 to 2189 and encodes 587 amino acids. The record is from RefSeq and is a predicted model, not a curated record. Gene Ontology annotation, biological process: intracellular signal transduction. The transcript has 10 exons. Gene Ontology annotation, cellular component: cytoplasm; nucleus. Gene Ontology annotation, molecular function: protein binding. NCBI's taxonomy places the organism in Eukaryota, Metazoa, Chordata, Mammalia, Afrosoricida, Tenrecidae.